AUGCUUGUGGUCCUGCUCACAGCAGCUUUGCUGGUCCUGAGCUCAGCUCAGAGACAAGAUGAAGAGAUCACCUACGAAGACUCAAAUUCUCAGCUCCUAGAGAUGGGAGAACAGAACCAAGGGUAUGUCCAUCAUCAUCCAAAACCACCUCCUGGAGGAAUGCCCCCGAGACCUCCCAGUUCUGAUGAAAAUGAUGAUGGUGAUGAAGAUGGCAGUGAGGAAGAUGUGAAUAGACCAGAGGGACCACCACAGCACCCUCCUCACCCAGGAAACCACCAUGGUCCUCCCCCACAGGGAGGCCCUCAGAGUCCCCCUAGGCCUGGAACCCAACAAGGCCCACCCCCUCCAGGCCCACCCCCACAGGGAGGCCCCCAGCAAAGACCCCCUCAGCCUGGAAAUCAACAAGGCCCACCCCCACAGGGAGGCCACCAGCAGAGACCCCCUCAGCCUGGAAACCAACAAGGACCACCACCACAGGGAGGUCCUCAGCAGAGAACCCCUCAGCCUGGAAACCAACAAGGCCCACCCCCACAGGGAGGCCCCCAGCAGAGACCCCCUCAGCCUGGAAACCAACAAGGCCCACCCCCACAGGGGAGGCCCACAGGGGACCCCCUAGGCCCUGGAAACCAACAAGGCCCACCCCCACAGGGAGGCCCACAGGGAGCCCCUAGGCCUGGAAACCAACAAGGCCCACCCCCACAGGGAGGCCCACAGGGACCCCCUAGGCCUGGAAACCUACAAGGCCCACCUCCACAGGGAGGUCCUCAGAGACCUCCUCAGCCUGGAAACCAACAAGGCCCACCCCCACAGGGAGGUCCUCAGGGACCCCCUAGGCCUGGAAACCAACAAGGCCCACCCCCACAGGGAGGCCCACAGGGACCCCCUAGGCCUGGAAACCAACAAGGCCCACCCCCACAGGGAGGCCCACAGGGACCCCCUAGGCCUGGAAACCAACAAGGCCCACCCCCACAGGGAGGCCCCCAGGGACCCCCAAGGCCUGGUAACCAACAAGGCCCACCUCCACAGGGAGGCCCCCAGCAGAGACCCCCUCAGCCUGGAAACCAACAAGGCCCACCCCAACAGGGAGGCCCUCAGGGACCUCCUAGGCCUGGAAACCAGCAAGGCCCACCCCCACAGGGAGGCCCUCAGAGACCUCCUCAGCCAGGAAACCAUCAAGGCCCACCCCAGCAUGGAAACAAUGAACAGCCAAAUUACCUGUGGUCACUUUUUGCAUAA
Mus musculus (house mouse) is the source of this 1236-nucleotide messenger RNA. Its product is annotated as predicted gene 5154. The transcript has 5 exons. Lineage: Eukaryota; Metazoa; Chordata; Mammalia; Rodentia; Muridae. The record is from RefSeq and is a predicted model, not a curated record. The coding region runs from base 1 to 1236 and encodes 411 amino acids.